AGUCGUAAUUCAGGGGUCGCAGGACAUGGGUGGCAUGGGGGAUCCCCUGAGCCCACUGGGACGGUGGUACAUUUACGCCAUCCAUGGUUAUUUCUCGGAGGUGAUGUUCACGGCCACGUGGGACUUCAUCAGGGACCAGGACUGGAAGUUCCAGGGGGUGACCAGCGUCUGGGCCUUCUUCAUCUACGGGACCUGCAGCUUCAUCUUAGAGCGCGUCUAUAUGAUGCUGAGGGCCAGGUGCGGCCUCCUGACGCGCUGCGCCCUCUACACCCUGUGCAUCUACCUCUGGGAGUUCUCCACGGGCUACGUCCUCCGCCACUUCAACGCCUGCCCCUGGGACUACAGCGGAUUUGCCUACAACUUCAUGGGCCUCGUGACCCUGGAAUAUUGCCUCUUCUGGUUCGUUGGCUCCCUCGUCCUGGAGAAGCUCAUCAUUUUCAACACUCUCCGGCUCAGGCUGGAUGGGGCCUCCCAGAAGCCCAAAGAACGUCCUGCUCCCAGAUUUGAACUUAAAGACGAUUGAUCUCGUGCUCAUUUAUGGAGGCGAGACAACAGACUCCACCCGCCUCCUUCUCUUGAACCUGUUCUGCUCCUGGCAACUCCUCUGCUGCUUGGAUUAAUUCCCAAGAACCCUUCUCUCUCCCUCUC
This is a messenger RNA of Elgaria multicarinata webbii, 648 nucleotides long. RefSeq names its product transmembrane protein 229B-like. Lineage: Eukaryota; Metazoa; Chordata; Lepidosauria; Squamata; Anguidae. The transcript has 2 exons. The record is from RefSeq and is a predicted model, not a curated record. The coding region runs from base 26 to 523 and encodes 165 amino acids.